AUGCCUUCCACGCGCCCCCUCGUUGAGCCGCACGAUUUUGGCGCAUACUUCAAAACCUCGGCUCAAAAUAGCUCGCGCUCGCAUUCCCCAGCGCAAGUACAUCAAUCGCCUGUAUUUGGCCAGCCGGCUAUUGGAAGGCCCCCUAUGGGGCUGCAACAGCGAUCAACGCCUAGGUACAAUACCGAGGGUGUAUCUAAUGACGGGCAAUCUGUUCGCAAACCCUCUAUCGACCAAGAAUCAGUCACAGGAUCAGUUUUGACGCUAGAUCUGGGCCACCAUUCCAUAGGCCAGGCACCAUUAUGGCACGAAAAGCACUCCUCAACCUCAACGGGCCGUCAAAAUUUUGACGAGCGAUCUCUCAGCGCGCUCUCUCUUGAUCAACAAUCUACUGGAACCCAAUCGCUAGGCCACCAUUCUAUAGGGGGGUCACCGGGUGGCUAUAACUCACCUUCAACUGCCUCCGCCCGCGAUGUCCACUCGUCUGCUUCAAGCAGAUCAAACAAAUCCAUACGAAGUAAUCUCGCCAGCGAGCUCCCGGUGCUUCAGCAAAUGAAUCCCAACGAGGGAUCCAGGCAAUUCAACCCUAUCAUUGAAGAGAAUGACGAAUCAUCAUUUGACCUGGUCGCUCCAUACAAGGGCGAUGCAGCCCCAGUGCAUACUCUCGAGCAACAAGCGGACCUCAUGUUUUCCUCGGAUCAUAUGCUAAUGAUUCUGCGCAAUCCGCGCUAUCUGGCGCGCUUCCGCGAGUUCCUCGCCCAGGAGCGUCCAGGGUCGGUAUCGACCCUGACUUAUUACCUGAAUGCCUGCAAGUCUCUGAAAGCAAUUGAAUAUGCUAAUUCGCUAGUGCGCUUAGCUGUUGACGUACCUAUACCUGGUAUUGAAACCGCAGAGCAUCCCGUCGGCCCGACUGUCAAUCAAGCGCUUGAACAGCGCGUACGGGCAGCGCUAGAUGCUCUGACAGCCGAGGAGUUACCCGCUUUCAUUACUUCUACCUGUAUCAAUAUUACUGGCAAAGUAGUCGAGGAGCGCGUGCGCGGAACUUUGCCCGAGAAGUUCCAGGGCACGGCAGAUGCUCUCGCUGAGGUGUUCUGUCUGACUGAUCCGUCGCGACCGGAUAACCCUAUCAUUUUUGCUUCUGGACGUAUAAUUCCACCGCACCACACAAUAUGGCAUGGACUACGUCCUGGGACGAAAUUGUCGAUUCUUGCAAGGACCGAAGACAAAUCCCAACAGUGUCCGGCGAAUCCGGGCAGCGCUCAGAGCUGGACAACCACACUCAGAGCUUUUCCUGAACUAGCAAGUACCUUGAAUUCAAUUGACUCUGCAAAACUAAUCCAACUAAACAGCCGCCGCGACGGCUCACCAUUCAUGAAUCUCCUCCAAAUGGCUCCGCUAUGCGACAGCCGCGGGAACAUCCGUUAUUUCAUCGGCGCUCAGGUCGACGUCUCCGGACUCGCAAUGGAAGGCGCCCAAAUGGAAUCCCUCCUAGAAAUGCAAGCGCAGAGAGAAACCCUCGAGACGGACGGCCAAACAACGAAAGAAUCGAAGAGCGAGUUCCAACAACUCAGUGAACUCCUCAGUCCACGCGAGCUACAGAACGUACGUGAGCACGGCGGGAACCUCUUCCAGCCGGUCCUCAACGACGAUCCGAACCACCGUCUAUUCCUGCAAGACUCCGACACCGAGAGCGAGAUCCAAAUCCCAUCUCAAGGCCCACAGAACCCCACACCAGGCCCGGCUCCCAGUAUAUCCUUGACUGGUGUCUACAAAAACUACCUCCUCGUCCGCCCAUACCCCUCCCUCCGAAUCCUCUUCACAUCCCCCUCCCUCCAAAUCCCUGGCAUGCUCCAAUCCUCUUUCCUAAACCGCAUCGGCGAUACAGGUGCGAAACGCGAUAACAUCAUUCAUGCCAUGAUGGCUGGGCGAAGUGUCACGGCCCGUAUUAGGUGGAUGACCAAAUUCAGCGGGCAGGGCCGUAAUCGCUGGAUUCACUGUACGCCCUUAUUGGCGAAUAACGGCCAGAUUGGGGUGUGGAUGGUGGUUGUUAUUGAUGAUGAGGAGGAAUAUUCGGUUAGGUGGUAG
Penicillium coprophilum is the source of this 2082-nucleotide messenger RNA. Its product is annotated as PAS-associated C-terminal. The transcript is spliced from 4 exons. Lineage: Eukaryota; Fungi; Ascomycota; Eurotiomycetes; Eurotiales; Aspergillaceae. The record is from RefSeq and is a predicted model, not a curated record. Bases 1 to 2082 code for a protein of 693 amino acids. Gene Ontology annotation, cellular component: nucleus.